CAAACACCACCAUUCUUCAUACCAGAUCGGUCGGCCAUUGACCCCAUAGUCUAUGCCAGACAGUAUAUCGGGUCACAAGCAAGCAAGGACCUGAUAUCAAGGGAAGAUUGGGAGCUGAUGUAUAAACGAAUGGCAUGCUCGCUGAUCAUCAUGUGUGAGGCGAAUGUGGAUUGGCCUGCAGAUGAUGGGGUACGGCUAAUGCCGAGCACCACGGAAGAAUGGCUUCUCACUCAAGAGGUGUUUGGGCAGAUGCUUAAGGAGGUCUCGCUGCGGUUUGUGGUACUGCCUAAGGACCUGAUGGAUAUUGCUGACCGAGUUGCGUUUGUU
Messenger RNA from Microdochium trichocladiopsis, 327 nucleotides. RefSeq lists its product as uncharacterized. Lineage: Eukaryota; Fungi; Ascomycota; Sordariomycetes; Xylariales; Microdochiaceae. The transcript has a single exon. The annotation marks the transcript as partial. The record is from RefSeq and is a predicted model, not a curated record.